This is a messenger RNA of Pomacea canaliculata, 1208 nucleotides long. RefSeq names its product guanylate cyclase soluble subunit beta-2-like. NCBI's taxonomy places the organism in Eukaryota, Metazoa, Mollusca, Gastropoda, Architaenioglossa, Ampullariidae. The transcript has 2 exons. The record is from RefSeq and is a predicted model, not a curated record. Gene Ontology annotation, cellular component: guanylate cyclase complex, soluble. Gene Ontology annotation, biological process: response to oxygen levels. Gene Ontology annotation, molecular function: guanylate cyclase activity; heme binding. Bases 655 to 1005 code for a protein of 116 amino acids.
UGGUGUGAUGAGAACUUUCUUGAGUUAAAUGUAGACAAAACAAAAGAAUUGAACAUAGAUUUUAGGAGAUUUAAAGAUGAUUUUGUUGCUCCCAGUGUGAUACAUAGCAAACCUGUUGAAACUGUCACCUCUUUCAGGUACCUGGGAACUAUUUUUGAUUGCCAGCUGGACUCUUAACACUGAACACAUUGUCAAACGUGGCCGCAAAGAAUGUACCUUCUGCGGAAGUUAAACAGCUUCUCCGUUAGCAGAGCAAUUUUAGGUCGUUUCUACCAGUCUUUCAUUGAGAGUCUUUUAUCCUUCUCAUUUGUAUGCUGGUUUCGUAAUCUAUCUGUUCAUGAUAGGAACAGUUUGAAUAGUAUCGUCAACAUCUGUUCCAAGAUAAUUGAUAUUAAACAGAGGGACUUGACUUCCUUCUGUGAUCAACAAUUAGUGAGGAAAGCUUCCCGCAUUCUGUCCAUACCUGUGCUUUAAUGUGUUUUGAAAAAUCUGACGAAAAGAGAUCAUCGGCGAUUUCUUUGUACGUGACCUUUGACCCAGAUGACGUCAUGACCUGCAGAGAACAGCACUCGAUGCGGCAUUCUUGUCACACCUACAUGUUUACACACCUGUCUAAAUGUGCGCAUCAAAGAGCUGGAAGUCUGCAAAUGACUGAUGAGGAUGGCGAUGACGAUGAUGACGAUGACGAUGUCCAAUGCUGCAGACCUGCCGCUGAACACGGUGCUGGAGGCGUUCGGCGACUUCUUCCUGAAGCACUGCCUGCAGAACGGCUACGACAACAUGCUGCGCACCCUGGGGCGCGACAUGAAGUCCUUCAUCCAGAACCUCGACUCCCUGCACGCGCUGCUGACCCUCACCUACGACAAACUGGUGGCGCCCUCUUUCAGAUGUCUGUCCAACCCUGACGGCACUCUGACAUUUCAUUACUACAGCUGUCGCCACGGUCUGUCGGACAUCGUCAAGGGUAAGGCGACAUACAAACGCACAAACAAGGCAGGCAGGUAGACAGACACACAGACAAGACAGGCAGACAGACACACAAACAAGAUAGGCAGGCAGACACACAAACAGAGAAGAUAGGCAGGUAGACAUACAGACAAGGUAGGCACACAAACAGACAAGAUAGACAGGCAGACAGACACACAAACAGAUAAGGUAGGCAGGCAACGACAUACAGACAGGCGGGGACAGCACAGAAAAAAUCAGUC